AUGAUGAACAGUAAUAGUAGUAAUAAUAACAUGAACAACAAUACUAAUUCUUCUUCCAUUCCAACGAUCAUUCCAACCACAACAACCACCACAACUUCAACUUCCAAUGAAUCUCCGUUUGUAGCCUUUCAGCAACAACAAUUCUUGAAUAGCUUGUUGCUGCACAAUCAUAACAAUAAUAAUACCAAUAACCAGAACAAUAACAACCACAUGAUACUCACGAAUUUAAACACUGGUAAUCCUAGUAGCAGUAAUUCUCUCACUAGUACCCAUACUGCUCCGCAUCAUCAUCCUAUCCAUAAUAACAUGAAUCAUGAUAAUAUGAUGAUGAUGAAUUUAAUGAUUCAUCAAUGGAAUGUCCUAUCUCCCCAACAACAAGAACAAUUAUUAAUGUUAUUUCAUGCCAAUUCCCAACAUCAACAACAACAACAAUCAUUACCGAUGAAUGUAAUCAAUAAUCAUCAUCCUCUCAUGAUGCUCAUGAAUAAUCAUGCCAUGAUGAUGCCAACAACAACAAGUCUUUCUGGAAUUGAUAAUAAUAAUCAUAAUAAUAACAACAGCACCACCAACUCAUCCACCAAUGUAUUGAACCAUCUCCUUUUGGCAUCUCAACAACCUCUUCUCAUGAUGAAUCCUAAUAAUACCACAAGCACAUCAUCCACUCAUCCCUUUUUUACGACUUCCAAUCCUUUGAAUUGUAAUCCUCAAACUUCUAACCUUACUUCUCCUUCGAUCACAUCGCCACAAGAUUUCAACAUGUUACAACAGUUUUUACUUGGAAUGAAUGUUAUUGAUAACACGAGUGUUCAUAACAAUCAUCAUCCAUUGACUACAACAACGCCUAUUACAACAAAUUCUGAUUUUACACUCUUCAAUGAUACCGUCAGUACGAGUGGUGAUGGUAGUGGCAGUGGUAAUAAUAAUCAUAAUAUGGAUGAAAAUUCAUUUCUUGUCACCGAUCAACAAAUUCAAACAAAUUUUGAAGAAUUGUUUCAACAACAACAACAACCAUUCCAUCAACACACGACAUCUCCAUUUCCAACGGAUUUAUCCCUCAAUUUGUCAAAUAUUCAGCAUCACCAACAUGAAAUGUCAUCCUCGUCGUCGUCGGUAACUAGUACUCUUUCACAACCUUCGACUCCUCGUGUCGAAGGAGUGUUAUUAAUCGAUCAACAAUUUGAUACCAACACACUCACAGAUUUUGGACUUGAAACAUUUUCCGACAUGUCACCUUUUGAUAAUGUUCAUGCCAUUGUUGAACAAAAUUUAAAGAGAAAAUUGGAUGUUUUUUUGGAGCCAACAACUGCAACCAUGAAUAGUGGCACAAGUGGAGGUUUGAAACAAUCCACGAGUCCAUUGGCCAAUGGUCUUCCAAAUAAUACUCCAUCUGUUCCAGUCUCUUCUGGUUUUUCCAUUCUUGAUAAAUUACCUCCACAUCAACAACGAGAAUAUUUCAAACGUGUGAAAAUGAUGUUAACAGAGGAUGACGACGAUGCCAAUGCUAUGGCAACUGGUGGCAAUUCUGCUUCAUUCAUAAUGGAUCAAAUUUUCAAUGAUAGUACAAGUGGAGGAAGUGGAGGUUCUGAUGAACGAUCCUUUCAUAACUUUCUUGAUUUUGAGGAAGAUCCUACAGCAAGUAUCUUUUCAAAAGUCACACUGUCCAAACAAUCUCCUCUUAAUAUUGAUGAAGAUGAUGAAUCAAGUGAAACCACUGUAUUGGGAGCUGAAUUUGAAAUUAAUCCAAUGAUUUAUACUUCACCUUUGGAAGAACACAAAUCACCUACUGCUUCACAUGACGAAUCAUUGAAUGAAAAUUACUACUCGUCACAACAAGCCAAGAAAUCAAGAUCGUCAAGUCCUGUGGAUUCCACUAGUCGACGUGUGAUUAAUAGUCAAACGCCAACAGUCAUGGGUGCAACUUCUACGAAUUAUAUUUGGAACAAUAUGAUAUUACCUGUGUCUAGUGUGUCAGCACCAACGAGUGCUUCUUCAACUCCAUUCAUUAUUGCAAAUUCUGACGCACUUCCCAAAAGAAAAUCCAGUGGUGCUGUAAAAUCACCAAACAGUACUCUCACUUCGUCACCCUUAAUGCAAACGUCAUCCUCUUCUUCUGCUUCCUCGCCAACUACUAAUCAAUCCAUUUCUCGAACUUCUCAACCGCUGAGCACAAGCACGAGUAACAGUACUUCAAAAUCGAGACCAAGUCAUCGCAAAUUCCCAACCAAUUACUUUUUAAAUAUGGUUAGAGCUCCACCCAAUAGCCCGAUGGGAUCCAAAUCAAAUUCUAGAGCUAGUUCAUUGGCUAGUUCUGCAAAUAAUUCGAGAACCAAUUCAAGAACGAAUUCUCGAUCCAAUUCACCGACUACUAGUACUCCACCCAAUUUUUAUACUUGUUCUUCCAAUAAUAACAUGCAAAUGACGGAUGCAGUAUCAUCCGAUCAACAACAAAUGUUUGCCAAUUCGGAUUUCAUGCUCAAAUUACAAAAGAGUUUAUCAUCCUUGUCACAAGUCAGUAAUAAUCCAUUUUCUAUGAGUAAUAAUAAUUCUGUGAAUCAUGCAUCGAGAAUUUUAGUGACACCAACACCAGAACAUCAUUUUGUCAAUAUUCCAGGAGCAACAACAUCAACAGGACAAGCCAUUGUAGUUCCACAAAAUCAUUAUCUCACUAAUAUGAAACCAAUGACGGAUCAACAACAAUCAAUCAGCAGCAGCAGCAUUGGUGGUGGUAGAGGUAGUCACAACAAAUCAAGUUCAGAUGAAAAGAAGGACAAUUCUCUGAACAUGAUGACGACACAUGACAGUAGUGGAGAUUUUUCUGGUGACCUGUCCAAACAACGAAAACAUUUUCUGCCUACGGAUGCGACUGAAGUGUUGAAGGAUUGGUUUUUGGAACAUAUUCAACAUCCGUAUCCGAGUGGACAGGAAAAACAAGCCUUGUCACAACAGACAGGACUUUCCUAUGUUCAAGUUUCGAAUUGGUUUACCAAUACGAGAAAACGAAGUUGGCAAGUGAUGAAGAAAGAAUACGAGAAGAGAAAUGGAACGAAAUCUGCCGAGUCAUCUGCAACAACACCUCCUACAGAAGGGUCAUCGGAAGCUGCCAUUCCAGGUAUCUUGGAGGAUGCCAAUAAUAAAUAA
This is a messenger RNA of Naegleria lovaniensis, 3138 nucleotides long. RefSeq lists its product as uncharacterized. Gene Ontology annotation, molecular function: DNA binding. NCBI's taxonomy places the organism in Eukaryota, Heterolobosea, Eutetramitea, Acrasida, Naegleriidae. Gene Ontology annotation, biological process: regulation of DNA-templated transcription. The record is from RefSeq and is a predicted model, not a curated record. The transcript has 2 exons. The coding region runs from base 1 to 3138 and encodes 1045 amino acids.